AUAUGUCAUCUCAGUAUGAGCUCAAUCGUAAAAUCGGAAAAUUAGAGAAAUGUUUAGAUUUUAAACAAGUAUUGUUAUGUACGUCGAACUGAUGACAUAACAAACACGAUGGAUUUAUCAAGUGUGUGCCGAUGUUGUUUGUCCCAAGGCUUGGUGAAAAAUUUGUACUCGACCUAUGUGUCGCUGGACACCACCGAAAUAUAUUCGGAUAUGCUGCAGGGAUGUUUCAAUAUCGUCCUGGCCAAGUUGGAAAAUGGGAACAUCUGCGAGGACUGCAUCAAGCAACUACGGAAUGCAAUGCGCUUCAAGGAGCAGGUGCUGGUCUCCGAGAGGGAGUUCCUCAAGCAGGUGCAAUCAUGUGUUGAAAAUGAGGAGAAGCCCUUUGAAGUGAAGGUGGAGCCCAAAAAUGAGAGUGAUGACGACUCCGACGACUACUUCCUGGCUGAUACAGCCAGAGAAGCCCCAAUGCCAGUGAUCAAGCCCGAAACAAGGGAGGGCAAGAAGAAGGCCGAGACGCAAAAGAAGCCCCUUAGGAAAGAGGGAGAGCGCGCCAGGAAGAUCAGGACUCUUGUGAACAGGCUCGCCUCCUCCAUGAAUUCCUGCGAGCUCCCAGACAUCACAACUCUAAAAAAGAAGGAAAUGAACCAGAUCGCUAAGACAGGUCGCAAGCAACCCAGACCGGAUCCCCUCGAAAUGAUAGACCUCGCCUGGACCUCACGCGCCAAAAACGACAAGAAAAAACACAAAGCUAACCUGCAAACUAUACUUACUUACUCUAACGCUGUACCUUUUAAAAAUAAGUCUCUUUUAGGAUUCUUAUGUGGGUACUGCGAAGAACGUUUUCCGGACCCAGCUGAUUUAAGAAUCCACACCGAAAAAGACCAUAAAAAAGAACGCUUGGACUUCAAAACUACAUUCGACAUGACAGAGUACAACGUUAAAUUAGACGUAGGAGAACUGAAUUGUACUUUAUGCGAUGAAAAAAUGGACAAUCUUAGCGUUCUGAAAAACCAUUUGAUUAAAGUACAUAAUAAAACUAUUUAUAAUGAUAUUAAAGAUCAUAUACUUCCGUUUAAGCUUAAGAAAGGCGAUGUGUAUGACUGCGCGCUGUGCACAUCAACAUACGAGACUUUUAAGAUGCUGAAACAGCAUAUGAAUAAGCAUUAUGCGAAUUACACUUGUAAAAAGUGUGACACUGCAUUCGCUACUAAGAGGUCUUUGAAUUCUCACCGAUCAACUCAUCUUGAAGGUAGCCAUAAGUGCCCGCACUGUGAUAAGGUGUUCGCUAGUAAAUCUAAACAGCAUUACCAUGUGAAAACUAAGCAUUUAGGUUCAAGAAACAUUUCAAACUGCCCGUUCUGUAACGAACCGUUCCGGAGUUACUAUCAGCGGAAUCAACAUUUGGUCAAAGUCCAUAAUUCAGAAGCACAAUAUAAAUGUAACGUUUGCAAUAAAGCUUAUAUUCUAAAAAGUUUACUUAUGUAUCAUAUUAAGAAGACUCAUCUUAUGGAAAGGAACUGCCAAUGUACCGAAUGUGGGUAUAAGUUCUUUAGUAAGAAAGCGCUGAAUGCCCAUAUGGUAAAACAUACCGGGGAAAGGAAAUAUUCGUGUGAAGUUUGCCACAAGUCCUAUGCGCGGAAGUAUACGCUGCGGGAACACAUGAGGAUACAUAAUAAUGAUAGACGGUUUAAGUGCGAUGUUUGUGCCAUGACUUUUGUGCAGAAGUGUAGCUUGAAGAGCCAUCUGCUGUCAAAUCAUGGCAUUAGUAUGGCCGCUUGCGAUAUUGCUUCUACCGAAUAGUGUAUUGGAUAACCCUUUAACGCCAGACCUAUCGACAUCGUGAACCUUGUCGGAAUGCACGAAGGUUGGUAUUGGGCUGAAGCCGCGCGCGUCAGUUGACGUCUUUGGGGUCAAAGGGAUCGUUAGUUUAGAGUUCGACCUUGAGAAGUCGACACAAUAAAAUACUUAGAAGUAAUUCUUAAUUUUGUCAUAAUAGGGUAUUUGACUACUAGUCAAGUUUCUUUUUUCGAACCGUCAAAACAAUUGUGCAAUAUGGAAUUUAUAUGAAAUACUAGCAAAUGACGUCGCGCUCAAGUUACUGCGAUUUAUAAAACAUAAAUUGUGUUUAAAAAUAACUGCUGUCUCCGUUUCUCUAUCAAUGUUCUGCGGCGGUAUCAUGGUUCCAUUUUUAUCACUUGUCACUAUGCCCGUCACUUUCGCACUUACAUACUUGUUAGAACGUGACAGGCAUCGUCACAAAUGACAAAGAGCCGACCAUAUUAGCCCUACUGGUGUAAUUUACUUUUAACACAGUCAACAUCCCUAUAGGGAGUAUUGCAAGUAUAGCACAAACCGAAAAUCAUAGCUUAAUAGCAAAAACCAUAGCAUAGCAUAAACAAUUUUUGACAAGUUUUCAUAGAUUAUUUGUUAAGAAUAAUAUGACGUUGAGGUAUCAAGGCGGUGUGUUUACUGUUUGUGCUAAUGGCGCCUCCUACGCAGUGUUUUGCGUAAUAUUCUCUUUAACUCUGUAACUUUUUACGAUUUUUCAUUAGUAAUAGAACAAGUAACAGUUUUCAAGAAUGAUACACGAAAGUGGGCAAUUGUGGCGCGCGGCAAUAAGUAUGUGAUUCUUGUAAUGUAAACAUAACCGUUUACAUUGUACACAGAGGUAUGCAAAUCUAAGCAUAUUUUGCUUUAUUAUAUAUUUUAAGAUUAAGCCACAGAAAUAUUACACAGAUAUAAGUUGUUAAUUUGAACAAUAAAGCAAGAUUUUUCACAUA
Molecule: messenger RNA, 2780 nt
Organism: Cydia pomonella (codling moth)
Lineage: Eukaryota; Metazoa; Arthropoda; Insecta; Lepidoptera; Tortricidae
Product: zinc finger protein 605-like
Exons: 5
Coding region: 109-1800 (563 amino acids)
Biological process (GO): regulation of DNA-templated transcription
Cellular component (GO): nucleus
Molecular function (GO): RNA polymerase II cis-regulatory region sequence-specific DNA binding; DNA-binding transcription factor activity, RNA polymerase II-specific; zinc ion binding
Source: RefSeq, a predicted model, not a curated record